GUCAGUGUAGGUAUAGACUAUAGAGGGUAUAGCCGAGAUUACUAUGGUAUAGCAAGGCGCUAUUAUAUAGUAGCGUUUCAAUUUCUUUUCUCAUCACGUCGCCUGGACCACGUCCUUGACCACGACUACGGCAUUUUGAUUUGGUUGAAGUUAAGUGUUGAUGCGGGAUGAUGCCAGACCGGUAAAAUCCAGAUAGUUUGCUGCCCAGCUACUUGACUGUCCAAAAUGGCUAUGGCAGAGAAGAGGAGAGCCAAUGAAAUGGAACUAGUGCCAGCCAAGAAACAAAAGACUGGCAUUCUGGCUGUCUCUGGCAAUGCUGGACAAGUUGCUGGCUAUGCACAGGGGCCGGAGCGGACGUCCAGUCUGCUGUCGCCCAUCAUGCUGCUGACCGGUCACAGUGGGGACAUUUUCAGUGUGCGCUUCCACCCCGAGGGACAGUUCCUCGCCUCCACCGGGUUCGACCGACAAAUCCUGCUGUGGAAUACGUACGGCGAGUGUGAGAACUUUGCCAUGAUGACGGGCCACACUGGCGCCGUAAUGGAGCUGUGCUUCUCCACCGACGGUGACCGGCUCUACACGGCCAGCACGGACAAAACGCUGGCCAUCUGGGACGUGACCAGCGGACUGCGCGUCCGAAAACUCAGAGGUCACUCGACGUUCGUCAACUGCGUGUCGUCGGCGCGGCGCGGUCCCACGCUGCUCUGUUCGGGCGGCGACGACUCGACGGUACGGAUCUGGGACGGCCGGAGGAAGACGCCCACCUCGACCCUGCAGACCACCUACCAGGUGACGGCGGUGGCCUUCAACGAUACUGCCGAACAGGUGCUCUCCAGCGGACUCGACAACGAGGUCAAGGUGUGGGACCUGCGCAAGAACGCCGUGCUGUACCGGAUGAAGGGCCACUCGGACACGGUGACCGGUAUGGCGCUCUCCCCGGACGGCUCGUACCUGCUCACCAACGCCAUGGACAACUCGCUCAGGAUCUGGGACGUGCGCCCGUUCGCGCCCAGCGAGCGCUGCCUCAAGAUCCUCACCGGACACCAGCACAACUUCGAGAAGAACCUGUUGCGCUGCGACUGGUCGCCAGAUGGCAGGAAGGUGACGGCCGGCAGCUCGGACCGCCACGUCUAUAUCUGGGACACGACCAGCCGGCGGAUAUUGUACAAACUACCCGGACACGCGGGUAGUGUCAACGACUCGCGGUUCCACCCCAACGAGCCCAUCCUGGCGUCGGCGGCAAGCGACAAGCAGAUCUACCUGGGGGAGAUCGAGUAGCCGCACGCCGCCCUGAUCUCAUCCUCAUCAUCAUCAUCUGCUGGGACGGCCGGCGGCGGGCGGGCGGCGGCGCCGCUCCUGAGCACAUCACCAGCUGGGUGGGCCGGGGAGAGGGCGGGAGGACAGUGCGCCGUCGACUCGCUGGGGCCGGAGGGCUGUGGGACGCUGAGUGUGAGCCUGAAUCAUGCGGUGCUGAAGGUCACUCGUGUCUGUGAGAACAGAGGUGUGACUCGAGGAAGUGUUUUGUGUAAUGUUUAUUGAGUGUCCGUGUGAGUCGCCCUGUGAUUCUGUGUCGGUGGCUUCACGUCCCGCCCUGCUGACCCCCCGUCCCCCCGUGGUCGGCUCCGUUUCAAUACACCUCGCUGCGGGUAA
This is a messenger RNA of Amphibalanus amphitrite, 1647 nucleotides long. RefSeq names its product U5 small nuclear ribonucleoprotein 40 kDa protein-like. Gene Ontology annotation, molecular function: RNA binding; protein binding. NCBI's taxonomy places the organism in Eukaryota, Metazoa, Arthropoda, Thecostraca, Balanomorpha, Balanidae. Gene Ontology annotation, cellular component: catalytic step 2 spliceosome. The coding region runs from base 226 to 1275 and encodes 349 amino acids. The transcript is spliced from 8 exons. The record is from RefSeq and is a predicted model, not a curated record.